AUGGAAAUGUCAAAUUAUAUAUGGCGUUGUCAAGAUCACAAUGAACUUGUUGUAUUUCUUGCAAGAUCCAUUUCAGAGAAAAAAACAAUAAGACUUUGCCAUAAAUGUGUUAUUGACAAAAAACAAAAUUUAAAAUUAACGAACCUAAUUUUAAUAGAUGAUGCAAAGAAGUACCUUUAAGAAACAAAGGCUGGAAUAAUAGAAGAAAGAGAGUCACUUAAUAAAUAUAACAUAGGAAUAUUAAAUGACAUUAAAGAUAGCUUAGGGAAUCUUGCAUAAAAUUUCAAUCUCUUAAUUGAUAAAAUUAAAGUAAAUAUAGACUCUGGAAUAAAGACUAUAGAAGCGUCUUCAAUGUAAUUCUAAAAAGAAUUAACUGAUAUUUCAUUAGAUCAAAUAGAAAAUAUCAAUAUUGAUAAAAGCUCAAUUUUAUAUUAAUUCAUUAAUAAUAAGGAAUUAUAAGAUAUAAUUUAGAGUCAAAUCGGUAAUUUAUUCAAUGUUCAACUUUUGUAAAAAUGUCAACAAUUAGUAUAGUGUUUAAAAUUUGGAGAAUAAAGGGAGACUUUAAAUUAACUCUUUAAUCUUGGGUCCUUUAUUGAUCAAUUGACAUAUUUAAAGACAGAUUGGAGAUGCGAUAAGCGUUAAUAGGAAAUAGUUUUUGUUGAUUUAUCCUAAUAAAAAAGUAUUCACAAUAGAUUAGCUUGUCUUGAGAGUGUGCCUGAAUAUCCUAUUUAAUACACAAAUUUAGAAUUAUUGCAAUAAAAGUGGUAGAAGUAUACCGAAUAAGCAUUGAAAUUAUUUAAUUUUUAGCAAAGCAAUACUUAAAGUAAAUAAGAAUAAGUAGUUCGUUAACUUAAGGAGUUUCGAGAAAUAGUUUUGAAGCUAUUCGAGUAAUUAACUGAAUCAAUUUAAUCCAAAGUUGCAUUAGAAAAUGACGAUCUUAAACAUCAUCAUAUACUAUUUUAAAAAACAUGGCAAGCCUUAAGUAAAGAAAAUCUAAUUAAUAUUGUUGAUCUUAUGAGUUCGUAAAAUAAAUUAGCUUUAGUUGAUCAAAUGAUAGAAUAAGAAUUUUAAUCCAAAGAUUAAGCUAUUGAUUCAAUGAUUUAUGUUCAAAUGUAACAACUCUAAAAUUUGAUAAACUCUACAUUUCCAUAUUAAAUUACUUCCAAUGGUAAGUCCUUUGUUGCAAAUGAAAAAGUAGAUAAAAAUAACAUUAAUGUUGAAUCUUAAAUUUAAAAAUCGCUAUCCCUAUAAUCUGUAAUUCUCAUUCUUUCGUUAUAAAUUAAUAAGUAAAUCAUACCCUCUAUUUUCAAGCCAUUUACCUAUGAAAUAGUCUCCUAAAUCUCAGAAAGUAGUAAAUGUAGAGCAUUUGCAUUUAAUUAUGACUCAUCAAUUUUAAUUGCUGGUUUAGAAGGCGGAUUAAUAAAGGUUUUUGAAUUUAAUGUAGGAUAAAUAAAAGAAAUUUAACAAUUUAAAGAUCAUUCAAGUUAUAUUCAAAGUUUAUAUUUCAUGUAAAAUUCUUCUUCUUUUAUAUCUGCUGGCAAUGAUAAAUAGAUAAUAGUCUGGAGGAUGAAUAAUUAAAAAGAAUGGCAGAGUUAUCAAAAAUUAGAAGGUCACACUGAUAGAGUUAAUUGCUUAAUAAUGAAUAAAUCAAGAAGAUUGUAUCAUAUCUGGUAGUUUUGA
Messenger RNA from Paramecium octaurelia, 1680 nucleotides. The record is from the annotation of a GenBank genome assembly. Lineage: Eukaryota; Ciliophora; Oligohymenophorea; Peniculida; Parameciidae.